Triticum turgidum subsp. durum (durum wheat) is the source of this 918-nucleotide messenger RNA. The record is from the annotation of a GenBank genome assembly. Lineage: Eukaryota; Viridiplantae; Streptophyta; Magnoliopsida; Poales; Poaceae.
AUGGCUCCCCCGCUCCUCCUCCUCGUCGUCUUCCUCCUCCCGGCCCUCGCCGCCGGCCACCAGCACCCCUCCUCCUACGGCUCCUCCGCCCUCUCCGAAUGGCGCAACGCCAAGUCCUCCUACUUCGCCGCCGACCCCGGAGACGCCAUCGGUGGCGCGUGCGGGUUCGGGGAUCUGGGGAAGCACGGGUACGGGAUGGCGACGGUGGGGCUGAGCACGGCGCUGUUCGAGCGCGGCGCCGCCUGCGGCGGCUGCUACGAGGUCAAGUGCGUGGAGGACCUCAAGUACUGCCUCCCCGGCACCUCCAUCGUCGUCACGGCCACCAACUUCUGCCCGCCCAACUACGGCUUCCCGGCCGACGCCGGCGGCGUCUGCAACCCGCCCAACCACCAUUUCCUCCUCCCCAUCCAGGCGUUCGAGAAGAUUGCGCUCUGGAAGGCUGGCGUCAUGCCCAUCCAGUACCGCCGGAGGAAAGCACCUAUGAGCCUUUUGAUGCAGCAUCGAGCCAUUGACUAUCUAGAGUAUCACAUGCUCGAUUUGCGUGAUUUGAUCAAUUAUAGUUGUACUGUACUACAGUUUGGUUCAGUAUUUGCAUCCUAUUCAUUGGUCGUCAAGUGCCUUCGUGAAGGCGGCGUGCGGUUUUCGGUCUCCGGGAAGAGCUUCUUCUUCACAGUCCUAAUCAGCAAUGUUGGUGGCGCUGGUGAUGUGAGAUCAGUGAAGAUCAAAGGAACAGAGUCUGGCUGGCUCGAUAUGGGCCGCAACUGGGGCCAGAUAUGGCACAUCAACUUAGAUCUCACAGGGCAGCCGGUGUCCUUUGAGCUCACCUCGAGUGACGGCACGACAAUGACCAAUUUCAACGUUGUGCCCAAGGAUUGGGAGUUUGGCAAAACAUACACUGGCAAGCAAUUCCUGCUCUAG